CGGUACACUCAGAGUUAUCGGUCUUCUUCGCGGCGAAGAGUUGAAAGAAAGCUGGACGAAUAACAAAGAGUAGACUGCUAAUUAAUUCAUCAUGAAUAGAGAAAUUAUCUUUGCAGUAGUCUGUACAUUAAUUGCAGCUGUAAAUGGAAACUGUGACAGAAAUGCAAUAUCAGCAUGUCUUGCUGGUUUGGGUCAAGGUAGUGAAAAUCCUCAGGCACAAUGUGCAACAUUCGAGAAUGUCAAGAAAUGUAUUGCACCACAUAAAGAUGCUUGCGCUGGGGAUCCAACACUGGCUGCCAUAGCACCUUUAGAGCAGAUGUGCAGUGGUGGUGGUGGUAACCCACCAAACAUUCCAAAUGUUUGUGCAGUUGAUGUUUGUGCCAUGAGCAUGCAGCAAUAUCAGCCAAAGAGUUCAGGUGAACCUAUUGAAGCAACACCAGAGCUUUGUGCGGCAGCGAGUAAAUAUAAAACUUGUGUAGAACAGGGAAAGUCUCAAUGUCCAGACUCCCAAAGUGUUACAAAUGCAGAGAUGAUGAUAGAAUCAUACAAAACAUUGUGUGGUGGAUGUACUGCUCCUAAAUUGAUGAAAUGUACUCAGAUGCUGGGAGAUUUGAUGACAGAGGAUUUUGAAGGAUUUCCGACUCAUGAGCAAAUUAAUACAGUUUGUCCAAAGCUGACAAGUUUCAAGAAUUGUAUAUCUCCAAUCAAAACUAAGUGUGACGCUAUGAAAUCUUCUCAAGCACAGCAAAUUAGCAAGGGUAUUGAGGCAGCUUUAAGUUAUACUGACUUAAUGUGUGGGGCUGAUUUUAAAGCAGGUUUUAUGAAGCAUGGUAUGGGGUGUUUUGAUAAAGCAUCCUUUAAAAAUGCAACUAGUGCAAAUUGUGAAAGCAUGAUGGCUCCUAAACCAGAACCAGAAUCUUCAUCUGCAUCUCCAGAACCAGAAUCAGAAUCGAAAGCUCAAGAAUGUCAGCGUACAACAUCGAUGUUUGAAUGUUAUGCCCAGCAGGUUGAAGCUGAGUGCGGAGAGGAUGCAGUAGAGUUUAUUUCAAAGGUUAAAGGCAGAUUCAUGAACGCUAUACUCGGAAACCUUAAUUGUCCAACAAGUGGUGGUGUCAGACUAGCAGCACAGACAUCAGUAUUCUUAGCUUUCCUGUUGGCAACUUUCUUCAUGUACUAGAAUACCAUUCUUUGGACACCCAUUAACAACAUGAAGCAGAAAGUUACACUGAGUUACCAUCAGUUGGAUAGUAAAAUGGAUUAUUUACCAAUGAAAGAAAAAUCUUAAUGAAAGUUUUUGCAAGAAUUAUUCAAACCAAUGCUUCGAAUUUCAGAUGGUGUUACAUAUACAUAGAUAAUAUAUUGGAGGAAUUAGAAUGGAGAAUUUAGUAAUUAAUGCAGUUGUCACUCCCAAUCUUGUUAUAGAUAAGUUUUGAAUAUGAAAAAUUUCAUUGCUAUGUGAAUUAGAUUUUUGGCCAGCCGAAUUUUUUUUUGUGGAUGGGUGGCUGUCUCUAUGGAUAUGUAUCCAUAUAUCUGUUUAUUUACAUUUUCCACUAAAAUUUGAAAAAAUGCUAUUUGCUUCAGACUCAGAGCAUUGACCAAUUUUUCCAAAAUGGUCACUUCUGUUAAAUUUUUUCUACAGUUAUUCUGAUAAUUGAUUAUUGUGAAAAUCAAUGUUGCUUAAAGUUGACCUUAGAAUUCCUUAGUUCCUCAUGAGUAAUUUUGUUUUCAAGACCUGAGAAUUUACCCUUAAAAACUUUAUAGCUCUUAGCAAAAUUGAAAUAAAACAGAAAUUGAAUAUUUUUCACUUGAGAAUAAAUUGAUUUCUGGGGUAAUUAUGGAAAUGUGCACAGUCUAGUGACUUAUGUUGCUUCACUUUGUUUAUUUUAACAGGUAACACAUAAUGUUUUACCACUUAAUGAACAAGUUAUUGAAAUGUGUGAUUGCAUUACAUGUGUUUGUGCAUAAUCAUGUAUGCAUCAGUUGAAAUUAUUUUACAAAUUUAUACAACUUUAUCAUAAGAUACUUAUGAAUUUACCUAAUUAUGCCCACACAGAGGUUGUUGUGAACGAAUUUACCUAAUUAUGCCCACACAGAGGUUGUUGUGAACCAAUAUUGUAUAACACAAAGAGGUUGACCAUGUGCUCAAAAUUUAUUACAUAAAUGAGGUGGAAUAAUUUGGUAAAGGGAGAUUACUCUUUAAAAUCAAUAAUAUGUUUGUUAUAGUCAGCUUUUUAGCACUACUGUAACAAAAGUACAUGUAAUGGUUCUGUGUUACUUAAAAGCUUAGAAUAUGUCUAUGAAAAUGACCAACUCAAACAUACCAGAAAUUUUAAAGAAUUAUGUCCCUUCCCUUAGUUGUUCCUCUCAAAGUAUAGACAGGUCCUUAUAUUUUACACUUAAUGCAAGGUUGUAACACAUUGUUGUGAAAUGGAAAACUUUCUUCACAAUAACUAGAAACAGAUCUGAUUAAUAAAUUGAAUACUCAUUGGAAAGGAAUGUUUUUUUCAUAAUUUUUAGUUGUUUAUAGAGGUUAGUUUGUUAUUGUAUAUUAUUUUAUAAAUUUACAAUACAUUUUGGAUAUUGUAUACAGAAGUUAUCACUGUUAAGAUUACAAGAAUAUCUUCUUUAUUUUAUGUUUAUUAGUUGAUAAAACUUACAAAACUAAAUAUAAGUUAAUGCAUACUUAAGUUAUGACUAUGAAGAUCAUAAGAAUUUUUCUUAUAAUAAUCAAAAUGUAAUUGCAUUUUUAUACACCAACUAGUCUUUUAACAGCAUUUUUGUUUAAUGUUUUAUUUUGUGUAAUUUUUUGUUAAACUUUUUUUUUAAAUGAAACUAAUAUGAGGAUAUUUUUUUUUCCUUUUGGAAAUGAAAAGUCUUGCACAGUUUUUUUGUGUAUCAUAGAUUCAGUUUGAAUUUGGAUAUUGUUUGAACUGAUGAGUUUUCUUUUUGAAUUAAGAAUAAUAUUUUUUUGUAAAGAUAACAACUACAGGGAAGAAAAUUUAAAAUUAAACAGGAGGAAGAAAAAAGAUUUUUGAAAUUGAGGUUUAAAAACAUUAUUGACAUUGAUAUUCCAGUAAGACUACAGACAUUUGACUAAGUUCUUUUUACGUUUAGUUCUCAAAGUCAUACAAUGCAAAAUCUUUCUGUCACAAGUUGGUUUAGAAAAGUAACUUAUAAAUUUUUAUUAUUGAUGAGUUGUAUGGAAAAAAAAUCGUGAAAAAAAUCAACAGAAAUAUGAAGAUCAAAUUAAAACUAAACAAACAGGAAAAUAAAAUUCUUGAAUUAAAAAAAGAUUACUUAAGGAAGAGUACAUUUUUAAAUACUGUUUAAAAGAGUUAGAAAGCUUACAGUCAGAUUAAGGCAAUUCACCGUUUGAGAAUCUUAAAACACUAUGGGUACGAAAAAAUGAAAAUGUCAUGCAUUUUUUAAAUUCCCAUUGUUUAGCUAUUUUUUUAGUUCUAAGCUAAACGGUUAAGUCUAUGCUUUUAAAAAUAUUAUUCAAAAAGUAUAUAAUUUUUGAAACGAAGAAAAAAAUAUAUUUGUUUCCUGCACCUGACGAUCCAAAAAUGUUGGGACUGAAACUUAUGUUUUGGAAUUGAGGCAUUACCUUUUAAAAAAAAAAAAAAAAAAAAAAAUGGAGAAUUGCCAGAAGUGGGAAACAAACAUAUUUUUAAAGAUGCCUUAAAGGUUGUAAAUGAAUCUGGUAUACAUGAUUUUUUUCUAUAUUAAUAAAUCUGUAUCUGUCAGGGACAGAUUUGUAUAUACAUGUACUGGUAUUGUUUUUGUACUAUUGGCCUCUUUAGUGAGUCCUUCACCUUUUAUGCCAUUAAUUGGAGGACUAUGGAUGUACACAGAAUAGCGUGCCUAUCUUGUGGUUGUUGUCUGCCUUAUUGAGCUAUACAACACAUCUCUUUUUUCACCUUUAUAUACAAAUUGCACAGUAUUGAUAAUCUUUCAAUAAGUUGAAAUUUUAAAGAUUGUUAACAAUAAGCGUAAUUUAUAGUUCUUUUUCAGAAAUUGUUUAUUUUAUUUUGUAAUUUUCUGAAAUGGAAACAUUUCCUCCAAUUAGCGUUAUCUUGAUUUCUUCUGAUACAUGUUUUUCUGUACAUCUUGAAUUGUUUCAAGUUUUUAGAAUGAAAACUAAUUAUAAAGGCAUUUAAACUCUGAUAUUUGAAAUUCAUUUUAGAUCUUCACUAUCCGAAGUGCAAUUCAUAUUGUUGAAAACUUAAAUGCAUGUUUUUUGGGGUGCCAUUUAUAGGUUAUGACAAUAUUUUUUUUACAAUUCUAGGCAAAUUUCUAGGAAAGUAACAUUAAAAGUGGAAAUUUAAAAGAUGAUUAUAAAUUACCAUAGAUUUGUUUUGUUACCAGUAGGUAUGGUGCCUUAAGUUUAGACCCAUAGUCCUUCAAAUUAGGUCAUUUUAUAUAAGUGCUUUGCAGUAGAUCUGGUAGUGGUUUAUUAGUGAACAGUUGUUUUUAGAUAUAGUAUUGUUAAUGUUGUAUCUCUUGGUUGUAGACAUAGUAUAAAUUAUUGUUGAGAUAUGUAUUAGUCUGUUUAAUACUGAUUUUACACUUUUGCCUGGUGCUUCACUAAUAAAUAAUUAUAAUUUGAUACUUUGGCUGAAAUUUUAUUGAUUAUUUUGCAAUGUCUUCCUUGUAAAAUUAAAGCAUAAAACCAUUUUGCAUGCAAUAAAUAGGUUUUUCAUUGAACACAAAUCUUGAUUGUUUUUAUACAAGCCUUCAAUGACUUGCUUGAUGUGCUUAUACAUUGUUUUCAAAAUUUAACUGAUAAUUAAGAAUAGUGGUCUCCUUACUCUCCUAUACUAUUUUAAUUGUCAUUCCACUGUUGUAAGACUUUGUUUGACAAUUCUAUUAGAUAGCUGAAAGUUGCUGGUGAUGGGAGCAUUGAACAACAGAUGUUAGAUUUAUGGAAUGUCAAUUUAUUUUUACAUUCUAUAGACGAAUUUUGCUAUAAAUUACACAGAGCAAAUAUUUUGGUUUUCUUUUUUCAGCAUUGAAUGAUCUGAAGACAAAGUUGAAUAAAUUUGCAUUUGUUUACAUUAAGUGUUUUUGAAAAGUAUAUAUUUUUUAUGUUAUUUAGUCAUAAUUAUUGAAGAAAUGUUGCUGAUUUUACUAAAUAAUGAAAAAAUUCUCUUAAAUAAUUUCCACAAAAUAAAAACCUUCAUGUACAAUGUCAACAUAAAGCUUUUACUUACAAAUAAAUAAACAUUUUUUUCAAAUCUCCGCCAAUAAAUGUUAAUUGUCUAUAUAUUCCUAUGGUGAUUGUUAUUUAAAUUUUUCUGCAAUAGAUUGUUUUAUCUUGCCUUAAUAUUGCCUUAGUGCCAUUAUGCCAUUGUAGUGCAAUACUUCAGUUGUUAAAUGAUGUAUUUUGCCUGAGUGGUUUUGCUUGUUUAUUGUUCAUUAGGUAACUUCAGAUGAUCUUGAAGAAUCCGACCUCUCAAUUUUUCUUCAUACAAAAUUAAAAGAUCUUUUAACAACUUGUAUGGUUUCACUGCACAAGGGAGAUCAAAUGUGGAAAAGAAAAAUGCAAAGAAGGUUUAACUAAUCCUCAAAGUGAUUGUACAGCUAUUCACUAAUGAAGGAAAUAUUGUAAUUGCAUUUCAACUAAUUAGAAUGAUAACAUUUAUUCAAGGAUUUCAAUGGAUACUUCAUUGGUACGAUUUCUAGCAAUGAUUUUUACCUCAGGUUUUGGUGAUUUGUGAUUCCUUUGUAGUUGUAACUAUGCAACAUAGUUUUAUAUUCAAUGUUUAUCGUGCUUUGUUGUACAAUGUAGCAUUUAUCCUCUUAAUAAAGAAAUUGUGUAAAUGUA
Messenger RNA from Mytilus californianus (California mussel), 5827 nucleotides. RefSeq lists its product as uncharacterized. The coding region runs from base 92 to 1177 and encodes 361 amino acids. Lineage: Eukaryota; Metazoa; Mollusca; Bivalvia; Mytilida; Mytilidae. The transcript is spliced from 10 exons. The record is from RefSeq and is a predicted model, not a curated record.